Talaromyces marneffei is the source of this 849-nucleotide messenger RNA. RefSeq lists its product as uncharacterized. Bases 1 to 849 code for a protein of 282 amino acids. Gene Ontology annotation, molecular function: oxidoreductase activity, acting on the CH-OH group of donors, NAD or NADP as acceptor. NCBI's taxonomy places the organism in Eukaryota, Fungi, Ascomycota, Eurotiomycetes, Eurotiales, Trichocomaceae. The record is from RefSeq and is a predicted model, not a curated record. The transcript has 3 exons. Gene Ontology annotation, cellular component: cytoplasm.
AUGUCUCAAUUCCAUCCAAAUUUCUCUCGAGAAUAUUUACAGGACAAAGUAAUAGUCCUAACCGGAGGCGCCCGUGGCAUAGGACGAAAUCUCGUCGAAUUAUGCGUUCAACACGGCGCAUACGUAUGUUUCGGCGACAUUGAUGAGAAAGCUGGUCAUGACAUCCAAGAGGCUAUCAAUGCAGAUCGAGACUCGCCGAGCGCAAAGUUCGUGCGCGUUGAUGUUACGAAUUAUCAGUCUGUAUUGGCUCUAUUCAAGAUUGCAUUUUCCUGGCAUGGACGCAUUGAUCAUGUCAUUGCCAAUGCGGGGGCUCCUCCUACGACGGUUCUCGACGUCAACCUUCUCGGGUGUAUAUACUGUGCCCGCAUAGCCAGCGUCUACUUGCGCCAAAACCGAUCCGAAAACCAAGACCGUUCCCUAACCCUAGUCUCAUCGGUAGCGGGCUUCAAAGAAUCUCCAGGCCUAUUCCUCUACCAAGCCAGCAAGCACGGCGUUCUGGGACUUAUGCGCUCAUUGCGCAAAUACAUUAGCCUACCGACAACCAACAACAUCCGUGUUAAUGCUAUCUGUCCCUGGAUGACCGAGACCGGUAUGGUAGCUGGCAUUGAGGAGGGAUGGCGCAAAGCGAAUCUGCCGACUAAUCAGCCCUUGGAUGUGGCCAAAGUCAUUGCUGGGGUUGUCUCGGAUCCAGGGCUGAAUGGGACGUCGAUGUAUGUUGAGGGUGGAAGGGCGUGGGAGAUUGAGCAGAAUUUGGACAGAUUGCAGCCUCAGUGGUUGGGUGAGGAGCCUUCGAGAUCUCUUGAGAGGGGGCAGGCGGUUUUAGGGGAAGGGAUGGAGUGGGCACAAUGA